Molecule: messenger RNA, 1995 nt
Organism: Mollisia scopiformis
Lineage: Eukaryota; Fungi; Ascomycota; Leotiomycetes; Helotiales; Mollisiaceae
Exons: 2
Coding region: 1-1995 (664 amino acids)
Biological process (GO): positive regulation of transcription by RNA polymerase II
Cellular component (GO): nucleus
Molecular function (GO): DNA-binding transcription factor activity, RNA polymerase II-specific; zinc ion binding; transcription cis-regulatory region binding
Source: RefSeq, a predicted model, not a curated record
AUGCAGAAGCCUCCUGGAUCCACAGAAAAUGAGACUUGUAGUCAGCCUGCAAUCUAUAAUCCCAGAAGGGCCCCCAAAUCAAGAGGAGGCUGCUUGAGAUGUAAAGCCAAACGAUUAAAAUGCGACGAAACCAAACCAGGUUGCAACCAAUGCAGCCGUAAAAACGUUGCUUGUCCUGGUUACAAGUCAAAGGCACUUGUCUGGUCGACGAAGCACGAGAAGAUGCUUGUACCUGGGCAAGAGGCGCCAUUUCCAGCACCUUCAACGACGUUGGCCUUCAACUUGACGGAAGCCAUUUCUGGGAGCAGGAAUGACCCUGUAUAUGAGACAAGUGAUUCUAGGCCAGAGUCUAAGGAAGUCCUCGAUGAGACAUCUGCAAACCUUAAGGCUCAUUCGCCCCCAGAGCCGACACAUCUAAGACGAGAUUCAAAUCCACCUACUGAUAGCUUGUCGGCAAUACGUCAGCAGUUGAACCGAUCCACUGUUCCAGAAUUCCUUUUGCACCUGCCUACUAUGCUUGUCGAGUAUUACUUCAGCUACGUCUGCCAGAUAUUCUCUUCAUUUGAUGGCACACUCAAUCCCUUCCGCUCAACAGUUGGACGACUAUGGGAUGGCUCAGCGCCAAUAUACUACGCCAUCCAGAGCAUGGCGGCAGCAUACCUGGCCAAUCAUUUCCCGCGGAUGCUACCUGUAGGUGUUCAGAUGCAACGAGAGACAUACCGAUGUCUUUACCAACUGCCUCAUGGUGGGAGCAAAGGGGCUGGAGAGAACCUCGACAAGACACUCCUUACAGUGCUGUUAGUUGGUCAAACAACAGCCUGGCAUGACCCAAAGGAUCUUGGACUUGUGCAUUUGAAGACAGCAAAGAGAUUGAACAGACGCAGGCUGGAACAGCAACAAGCAACUCCGGUCGACAGCAGAGCACAGCGCCAGAACGAAUUCUUCGAGCAAUGUAUCCUGUACUGGGACAUGCUUGCUGGAUUCGUGGAAGAUGAUGUCGACGAAUUUGGCUUCGGCGAGUUUGAGCUCACAGAGUAUUUCACUCCAAGUCCUGGAGCCGAGUCUUCGAGCAGUGAUGACAAUGGACAAGUAUUUCCUCAUCCAUGGACUGGUGUUGCCCCAAAAGUUCAGAAGCUUUUUGCGCAUGUUGGACGAGUUAUAAGGCGGUAUCGGAAGAGUGUUGCCCAGGAUGCUGCUUCUGUCAACCUCCUUGCGAUGGAUCUAGGAUUCGAUAUCGAUUUCCCUCAAGACUCACUUGCCACUCUCGAAGCAACAGCCAAAGCCCAAUCUCUUGAAGAAGAACUCUUAGCAGUCGAACUCCCUCUCCCAAGCAAUCUCGUCGACGCAGGUGAUGAAAACACUCCAGUUCAACAAUACCUCAUCCUCGCAGAAGCCUAUCGCUGUGCUGCUCUUCUCGAAAUAUAUCGCGUCUUCCCCUCUGUCCUCAGUCGAAGAGUUCCAUACACUGACAGCGGCUUCACUGCGUCGGAUAUGCCUGACCAAGAACUUCACGAUGCGUUGCCAAUCCCAGUUUCGCAACCACCCGACGAUUUCCUCGUCUCACUAGCAAUCCAUACUAUUUCACUUCUCGAGAAAUUACCUCCAACAUCAGGAACACGUUGUCUUCAACCCAUUGUCCUCAUCGUCGCUGCAUCUGAGCUUCGCUAUCCUUCUACUUCCCUCUCAUCGUUCUCGCUUCCACUAUCGCCUAAUUCUUUACCGAUAGGUGAUCAUCUUCCAACCUACAUGCCGGCAUCUUCAAGCAUCUUCAAUAGUUUAACGAAUAGAGAAGUAGAUAUAGCGACUGCAAGGAGGUUUGUGACAACGAGGUUACAAGAGUAUCAAUUAAGUCUACCAGCCAAGCCGAUUCUCCGCGCCGAAAUGCUCGUCAGAGAAACAUGGAGACGGAGCGACGAUGGUUUAGGCAUGAACGGAGAAGGCGUAUUCUGGAUGGACGUCAUGGAUGAAAUGGGCUGGGGAACAAUCUACGGCUAA